This is a messenger RNA of Dicrocoelium dendriticum, 609 nucleotides long. The record is from the annotation of a GenBank genome assembly. Lineage: Eukaryota; Metazoa; Platyhelminthes; Trematoda; Plagiorchiida; Dicrocoeliidae.
AGAAUUCAAGCGUAGCAGGUGGUACCUGAAUAAUGAAGCACGGUGUGAUCGACCCGUGGCGGCCACUACUGCGGACAUUUGUGCUGUGCAAUGGAUACUUAAGGAAGACGCGCGGGUGACUGGUACAGCUGGGGAAAGCCAUCGGAAUCAAUCCGCACCGUCCUCAGCGUCAGAAAGGUUUCCGCAUGCUGAGUACCCCAUCGGCUCAGUGAGGACCAGGAAGUAGCUCGGAUGAACUGGUGCCGCACCAUGCUUGUCAGGUUUGGUGGUGGACGUUCCAAUGCUGAUUGGGAGAUCCUCGGUGGUGAUGAGACCUGGGUGUACAGUGUGGACCCAGAGAGCGAUCAACAAUCGGCUCAAUGGACGGUCGUUGGUGUGGCACAACCUCAGAAAUUCCGGUGUGAGCGCAGUGUGGCCAAACAGAUGGUGGCAGUGUACGCAACCAAGAUCGGUCAUGUGGCUAGUGUACCACUCGUACGGCAAUACACAGCCACUGGAGACUGGUAGGCCACAAGUGCUGGAAGCUGAAGCCAGGCGUCGUCCAAGGACUAGAGCACGAGGGACCUUGCUGCACCAUAGCGCACCUGCAAACAAGUCCUAUGCCGUCGC